This is a messenger RNA of Tachyglossus aculeatus (Australian echidna), 5043 nucleotides long. It is a transcript of the gene PHF24, whose product is annotated as PHD finger protein 24. Lineage: Eukaryota; Metazoa; Chordata; Mammalia; Monotremata; Tachyglossidae. The coding region runs from base 292 to 1503 and encodes 403 amino acids. The transcript has 8 exons. The record is from RefSeq and is a predicted model, not a curated record.
CAGGCGAGCGCUUUGCGGGAUACCCGGGGAUGCUGCGGAGCCCGCCGCUGCAGGGACAGAGAGGCGACAGAGACAGAGAGAGACCAGUGAGCGCCCCCCUCCCCCAAAACCUCCCCAGCCCCGCGCCCUUCCCAGCCUGCCGUGGCCAGGCGCCUAGGGAGGGGCGCCCCUCCGUCGCAGCGUCCUGGGGAAACUGAGGCUUCUGCGGCUGGUCCUUGCGGAAGCCCUCCGGAGCGAUGGGCAGAAUCUGGGCAUCCCUGUAGCUCCCAGAGCCGGGCGGGAUCGCGCAUCAUGGGAGUUUUGAUGUCCAAGCGGCAGACGGUAGAGCAGGUUCAGAAGGUGAGCCUGGCUGUGUCGGCCUUCAAAGAUGGAUUGCGGGAGAGGCCUUCGAUCCGCCGGACAGGCGAGCCCGCGGGGGCCCGCCGGGGCACCGUAGACCAUGCCGUCCAGGAGCAGCAGCAGGAAGAGGAGGGGGCGGCGACUGCGGAGGGAGACCCCCAGGAGGGGGGCAGCAGGAACCGUGCGGCCUGGGAACGGCUUCGAGAUGGUCGCGGGGUGGAGCCCGAGGAGUUCGACCGGGCCAACCGCUUUACACCGCCUGCUUUCACCCGCCCCACCCGGGAGCUGUUUGAUGACCAGCCUCUUGACAUCUUCCUGGAGCCACUGGAGUCUGUCGCCAACGACGAGAUGUGUGAGAUCUGUGAGGUGUGGACCGCGGAGAACCUCUUUCCGUGCAGGAUCUGCACCAGGGUGUUUCAUGACGGCUGCCUGCACCGCAUGGGCUACCUGCAGGGAGAUGGAGCCCUGGAAAUGGCAGAAGUUGCCCACACCGAGAUCGGCUGGAGCUGUUACUACUGCGACAACCUCAACCUGCUGCUAACCGAGGAAGAGAUGUUCAGCCUCAUGGAAAGCUUCCAAGAGUGUAGGAUCAUUCCUGACUGCUCGCUGACACUGGACGACUUCCUCCGCUACCAGCACCAGGCAGCUCGACGGGGAAGCAGUGCCAGGGUGCUCAGUGAGGAGCAGGAGGAACGCGCCACCAGCCAGUUCGCUGCCCUCGACCCUGACCGCCAGGGCCAUGUGGAGUGGCCUGACUUCUUAUCCUAUGAAUCCCUGCAACUGCUACACCAGCUGCGCCCCGAGAACUCACUGCUCAGGCUCCUCACAGCCAAGGAGCGGGACCGGGCCCGAGUUGCCUUCCUGGCCCAGGGCAGGGAGGGCCACGUGAGUGAGACCGAGUGCCGGAAGGCCCAGCAUGCCUGGUUCCGCAAGCGCCCCCGAGAGACCCUGUCCUGCAACGUCAGCAUCAGCCAUGUGGGGCCAAUAUCGGAGAGCAGCCCAGCCAGUAGCAACAGCGGCAAGAGCCAGGAGAAGCCCUUCCUCAAAGCUGACCAGGAAGAACCCAGGUCCAUGGACUGGCCCACGUUCCUGAAGGAGAACGUCCUGUACAUCCUGGCAGCCCGCCCCAACAGCGCAGCGGUUCAUCUGAAACCUCCUGGGUAGAUGGGCCCGGUGCUCCUUGUUGGAGCAGGGAGGGGGGUCUAGACCCCAGACGAGGAGGGAGUGAGGGCUCAAGGUUUGACGAGCGUCUUUCUUUGUUACCAAACUUUGCGGCUGGGGAUCUCCAUAACUGCCCCCUUGCAGGUAGGGGGCGGGAACCCUUAAGGAGAGGCUGUAGGAGACUAAAAGAGGGGGCGCCCACUCCCCCAGGGCCCUGGCAGCUCCAUGGUUCGUCUGCUGUUGGGCAGAGAGGAAUCCAGUCCCCCUGCCCCUCAUACAUCUCUGCCAACCUUUCACCAUGGAAGAAGACACUUCACCUCCCAUCCCUACCGGCCCUACCCGAGUUCUAGUUUGUAAUGGGUUGGAAGAGGACCAAACUGCUUUCCUACACAAGCCCCCUCAGUUUGCCAAAGGGGAAUCCUACCCAUAAUCCUCCUUGCCAGCCGGCUCUGAUUUUUGACUUGGCCGAGGAAAGGUCACGGCCCUCUAUUCCACUCACUUAAAUUCUUGCUUCUGAGAACCUCGGCAGCUCCAACUACCCUCCCCGACCACUCAAUCCAAAUCACUUCUCACCUUUCUAGCCACCCAAAUCUGAUUAGAAGACGAUGCUUACUCCCUCUGCUUCUAUCAAAAUCCUAAUUCCAUUGGCGGAAGGAAACCCAGUGCCCAACACUCUGCCUUCGGUGUCAUGGUUAUGUCCAUCCCAGGAUAGGGAGACCACAGAACAGGCUACGUAAGAGCAGAGGGCCUGCUGGGUGGGGGUGAUUUGCCACCUGUUCUGUGAUGCCCCAAGAACCAGCUGCCUCCUUCCAAGCCCCUCACUGUGUUCCGCCCAGCCUCUUGUUUUAGUUUGCAUUGAGGAGUCCUCCAUUUGGAGCCACAUGUCUUCUCCCAUCAUUCUCCUAUCUCCCCUGGGCCCUGCUGCUGGGAGGAGAGGACCUCAUCAUUCUACAGUGCACAUCUCUGCUCUGAGAUGUGGAGGGGAGGAAAGCAGUACAGGACUUCUUACACUCCCAUAAUUCUAAGCCCCAGAUUGGGGAAAGGCCCAAUGCUAGAGAUGAGACGGGCAGGAAUUUGGGCUUCCCUGAUGAGAGUCAGCACCAAAUCUUAAGGGAGUGUCACUGUGUAGCCAUGAGCUGACUUCAUGGUGGGCUGAAGCAGACCCUUAAGCAUCUCCUUGAGCAUGGUCCUUCCCGCCCUAGGGUGAGAGCCUACAUUUCUGGCCCAUCUCUUCUAAUGGAUUCUGGCUUUUUAUUCAUUCAUUCAAUCAUAUUUAUUGAGUGCUUACUGUGUGCAGAGCACUGUACUAAGUGCUUGGCAACUAGGAGUCAAAGAGUAUCCCUUUCUCUUUCCCAAAUUCUCCCCCAGGGCUAACAGAGGCAAUCUCAUUUUGGUAUAUGACAAAAACACAAUGAGCAGACCAGUGGAGAGGCCUUGAAGUGGUUUAAGGGGUACAAUUCUGAGCACAAGUUCCUUUUCCAGUUCUGCUCUUCUCUUGACUCCCUGUGCCCUUUGUUCAGUUAAGUCCAAGGGUCACAGCUCUGGGAUUCCAAAAUGGCAGAAAGAAUGAGAGCAGCAGGUUAGUGUGAUUCUGAGAGGUAAGCAGUAGAGCCCUAUCUUCAGAGACUCAAUCAAUCAAUGGUAUUUAUUGAGUGCUUACUGUGGGCAGACACUGUACCAAGCACUUAGGAGAAUACAAUAUGAAAGAAUUAGCAAACAUGUCCCAAAGAGAAAUGAGAGGAGAGAUUCUGGGCAAUGACACCCAGGAGUUAGCUUGUUUAGGGGAAGGAUGGUGCUUGCUGAGCUGGAAAUUUAGAACUCAGACUCCAGGCUUGGGCACAAGCUUAACUUUGGGCAUUUGUCCCACCUAGGAAGAUGCCCAUGUUGGACGAAGGGAGAAAUGGCAAUGGGUUCAUUGCACCCAGAAAGGAGAGAGAAAAGAACUGUUUCUUGCACCAAACUCCCAAGCCUGGACUUCAUUUUCUUGAGGUCUUUUCUGGACACAGCUCCAAUAAACAAAUCAAUCAAUAAGUGAUAUUUAUGAGCACUUACUGUGUGCAGAGCACUGCACUAAGUGAUUGGAGAGUAUAAUACAACAGAAUCAGUAGACGCGUCCCUGACUCUCCUCUUUCUCUCUUGCCCACCAGUUAGGGUCCAGAGAAACAACUCUUCCUGCAACUGCUCUUAGGUCAGUUCCAAGAGGCACUUGGCCCCAACUCUCAAGAGCUCAUGAAAACCAAGUUUGUCGUUUCUUCCACAGCUCCCUCCCGGCCCAGAGGAGCUGCAGAGAUGUGAUUCCAGGGUUUCAGCUGCCAAGGCUGCAUUGACCAGAGUUUAAGCCAAAACUGUCUUUAAUCAAAGUCCCUGGGCUUUGCUGUGGGUGGAAGUUUAAGACCUUGCCCCAGCUUGAGUAGAACGUUUGGGUAGCACCAAUCUGCCUAUCUCCCACCUGGGCACGGCCAGUCUCCAGAGUCUCUGCCGCCCACCUCAUCGGGGACUGAAUCGCAGCAGUAAAAGGUGCCAUGAUCCUCUAAGGCAGGUGUCAAAAGCCACUUAGAAGCCUGAGGACCAGAACUGUCUGCAUGAAAGGUGCUCCCUGGGCUGGAAAGGCCACUGAGGAGACUUAGAGCAGUGCUCUGCAUUCAGUAAGCGCUCAAGGAAAAAACAUUGAUUUCCCUAGCCCAUCCCCAGACUUUAGGUCACCAUUUUUCACCAUCAAAUUGAUUGGGGAAGCAGCCUGGACUUAACCCACUGGGGAAAGGAGAUUCUAACUGAUAGAUUAUCCCUUUAGCAGCUUGACCACCCCUCUUGCUCUGCUGGCCUGUUUCCUCCGUUUCUGGCCUCAGUCCUUAACCUCCAUCUAACAACUCGUUAUUCACAGUCUCCUCUGGCUCUGUUACCUGACCCUUUUGGGGCUUUUUUUCUUCUGUUCUUCCAGACUUGGCAAAACGCAGAACUGGACACAGUCUUAUUCUUGUUUGGACCUAAUCGGUAGCCUCCAUUUAUGCCCUCUCUUGGCUGGCAGCUCCUACACAAGCUCUUAGUAGAGUACUCAAGCGCAUAGUACAGUGCUUUGCACACAGAAAGCGCUGAAUAAAUACAAUUGAAAAUAAAACAAAUUAGAAAUAGGCAAACGUGCGCUCGCGCGCGUGUGCGCGCGCACACACACACACACACACAGGUUCUGUCUCUUUCUACCUCUCUGUAUCUCUUCUCCCCAUCCCUGACAGAUGUUGACUAUGGCUUGAAGUCCUCUAGCGAAACCCCUUCCCCUCACCAGGUAUCCCAUUUAGUCCCUUUUCUCUCCCUCUGCUUCUCCCCACUUUUCCCACUCUGAAAUUAGGAGCUUCCAGUGUGGUUCUCGGUUUCCCGAUCGCAACCCACAAAGGUACUUGGGCAGAGCUGGCCCUCACCUCCACAUCUACCUCCCCUCCCCCACUUUCCUGCAGUAGUGUUGCAGCUGGGAAGACCAGGCAAGGGAAGGUUUUGGCCAAGGCCUUCCAAAGCCUGAGCUGGGAGUUGCUGCCUCAGGCAGACCAUGGU